This is a messenger RNA of Scaptodrosophila lebanonensis, 3650 nucleotides long. RefSeq lists its product as uncharacterized. NCBI's taxonomy places the organism in Eukaryota, Metazoa, Arthropoda, Insecta, Diptera, Drosophilidae. The transcript is spliced from 4 exons. The record is from RefSeq and is a predicted model, not a curated record. Gene Ontology annotation, biological process: tRNA methylation. The coding region runs from base 58 to 3459 and encodes 1133 amino acids. Gene Ontology annotation, cellular component: cytosol.
AACGGGACCGCCCAAGAAAUCAGCUGCGGGAUUUAUAAUUGUGAAAUAGCGUGGAUUAUGGAAUACCUGUCGUACUUGCAAAAUUCCGAAAAUGACAAUGUUACAAUUGCGGAAGCACAUGAUUUACUUAAAAAACUGGUCUCCCUGAUCCAUGCGGAGUCAAGCAAAACAGAGCUUUCAAGCAUCAAUCAGGCUACAUUAAAUGCUGGAUUUCGAAUAUAUUAUCAUAUUCAGGAGAAGUUUGAGUUACCCGACGACUUCGCAGAUCUGCCACAGCAGUUGACUGAACCAAAUGCGUUCCUUCAGCUGUUCGCAGUUCUCCUGACCUCUCAGCAUGCUCGCCUGGAUGCGGAAUUGUUAGAGACGAAGUGCGUCGAGGCUAUCCUAAGAGCCCUCCAGCAAAACAGCUUGAGUUUGGUACCCGUUCUGAAGGCCACUAGCCAGUUGGUGCAGAAGUUUCCCAAACUUAAACUGCAGCCGCUGAAGCUGGAGCAUUUCUAUCAUUGCCUACAGUUACAGAGUCAGACGGGAUCGCGUGAAGAAACCCUCACUCUAUUCAGUCAUUGCUGCAAGCAGCGGGACCGCGCCUUCUUCUACUUUCGCGUCAUUGUCGAGUUUUGGCCUUGGACUAAUCGCAAUAAGUAUUACCUGCUAAGUGGCAUUCUUAAGUCGCACUCCUUGGCCGAUUUAUUAGCAGUCAGUGGACAGAGUGAAAGCGAAUUCUUUGCCGGACUGAGGCUUAGUCUGAGCUAUAAAGGUUUGUUGGCGGCCAGUCAGUAUCCGGUGAAGAGUCUAAGCAGUCAAUCGUCAUCUGGUCUACUCGCCUUAGCCGCAGACUUGCUCUCUAAUGGCAGUGUCGCAGAGAUCCAAAAUUUCUACUCGCAAUGGUUUCUUCGAAUUAAACAGCGCGAUGAGCUGUUCAUGCUGGUGGCAAAGCCGGAGAUUGUGGAAUUUUUGCAGAACACAGAUGCGACGCGAGGCAUAGACGAACAAUAUCGCCUCAUACUUAUCUUCAGCAUGUUUGCCAAGGAGAUUUAUGCCGUCUCCAAGCUGCACUUUUUUAAAAUCAGCACCGAACUUCUCACCAAUUGCAGUUCUUUCGAAACAGACGCUCAACUACUGAUUUUCAAGUUUCUGGUAAACAAUUUGCCCAACUUUGCUGUCGAGGAUUGUCUGGAGUUCUUUUAUAACUUUAUCGAGCGGCAUCGCAGCGUAGAAAGCAGUGAGUUUCGCAACACGCUGCUAGGCAAGAUGCCCACGAUAAUCAACCAUACUGCCAAACACUUUAAUAAGGCUGUAAAAGGUAGGGACAGCGCGGGCAGCGAUGCUCUGGCUCAUAACAUUGAACGCUUCUUUCGACAGCUGCAACUUCUUGUAGAGCAAGAUGUUCAAUCCGACCUCUACCAGCCCAAAAUUUUUGCACUGAAAAUGCUGGAUAUUUUAAAUAAGUCGCUGUAUGCUGAGAAUGUAUCAAAGAAUGCUAAAAUGUGCAGCACCGAGCAAAAUAAGCAGCUCGGCCGUUUUCUCCUCGACCAGAAAGUGUUUCAACCGGAAUUGGUUGCAGCUCAACUCUUUAAAUUGCUCCUAGACCCACAGGGCUUCGACGAUGCACUAGAGCUAAACGUGGAGCUGUUGCUCCAACUGGGACAUGUGAACACUGAUGAUUGUGUGGACCGUCUACUGACACUGUGCGCCAGCCAUGAAGUGGAUGAGUGCGCACUUGCCACUUUCUAUGCCCAACUGGCUGUGCGUAAUUUUAAUAAGGAGCAAGCGAGUGCAUUGUAUGAUAAGUGCUUCAACGAUUUGUCUGCAAAGCUAAAUGAUUUUGCAAAGGAUCCACUGCAAACGGCAAAAACUUCAUCUGGCCAUCUUUUUGGCCAUCUAUGUGUGCUGGAGCACCUCGUGAGCUCGGGUUAUGAUGUCCACUUGCCGGGCUCUGAACUGUUGACACUGCUAGAGCGCAUACUCAAUCUGGUACUGGACUUUCUCAAUGUGGCCAACGCCAGGAAGGCUGAGGAAGCCCCAGCGAUAGGCACUGUCGCUAGUUUUCAGGACAUGGACGAGAGCUUGCAAUUGCUAGUGCAGGAGAGCUCGUAUAAGACGUUGCCUGAGGAGGCCGAGGAGUAUCGCAAGUAUUUGCUCUUGAGCUUCUGGCUGACGUUGAAGGGAUGUUGCGACUUGGCCACAAGCGUGGGUUGUACUUUACUUUGGCAGGCUGGAGCUUCUAAUGCUGUGCCGCUACAGCGAUGCCUGCAAAUAAAUGUGGCUGUGCUUACACGUUGCCGUCACAAGGGCGCCAUUGAAGCCGCAGGUCUCAGCAUCGGAAAGUUGACGCGCGCCAUCACAAACGGUGUGUCCAGCGACGCAUCCGCUAUCCAGAUGCUCCACGACUGCCUGGAAAGUGAACUGCUCUCUGGAAGGCGUCAGGUGAGCACCACCAGACGUGGUGCCGGAUUUUCCAUCAUGUUUCUGCAUGUGGUCAAGAACGAGAAUCCACACGAUCGGCGGCUGCUUAAGCGAGUAAUGGAGUUGAUUCUACAUCGUUUGAAUUCGAAUCAAGCCUUCAUCGGCAGCGAUGAGUCGAGCUUCAAUCUAGAUCGUUGGGAAGCCUUGAUGCUGCAUUACCUUUGUGUGCUGGUGCGGGACACGGAACUGCGCGUUGCCAUGUCGAAAUACUACAACGAAAUUAUGCUACUAGCCAUGGCUCAUAUCGAGCACACCGAGUGGACAAUUUCCAAUGCUGCCCUACAGCUUUUUGGAGCACUUGUGCCGAAACUGGUGGGACAGCGUCAGGCCACACAGUUCGACACUCGUCCACCUUGGGAGCCGAGCGAGCUCAAUUACGAAGAGCUGUCCUGCCUCUUGCCUAAGGCUUGUGAGCACAUGCUUCGCUAUUGCAACGAAAGGCAGGCAACCUCAUCUAUCAUACUCUUCCUCGGCUUCCUGUCCAAAGUGGAGCACUUGCGAAUGAGCGCCCAGUCCCAAGGAGUUAAGGAACAGCUGCUGUCACGCUUUCGCAAGCUCAGCUGGAAACAUUUGCAGCAUAAAUGCGAGGAAGUGCGACAACUAGCAGCUACUUGCUUUGUACGUGCCCACGAAUUUCGUUGCGAUCUGCCGGCAGCAUUGCUGAACAUUGCCAAGCUGGCUGCUCAAGUAACGGAUGACAACUUCUACGAAGGCCUCAUCUACACACUACACGCCGGCGUGCUCAAGCUGGAGCAUGAGGCACGACAUGUGUGGCCAGCAACGCGUUUAUCCAGUUUUAAGGAACAGUUGCUGGUCGCUUUACGAGUCACACAAGAUGGGAUCAAGCAUUUAAAAGAUUACACUCUGCGUGUAUUGCUGGAACUUUUGGAACUGCUGCAGGCUGAAAAGGAGUUGGAAAUUGUGCAUCAAGUGCUGAGCAGCAGCAAUCUUGAGGCGGAGGAGCAUGCCAUGCAGGCCAUCACAAUUAAGUAGAAUAUAAGAUUGACAGCCAGACAGCCUUUGUGCCUACUGAUAGGCAAUUCGGUUUGUAAAGGAAACUUGCCCUCGCCAAAGUUUAUUUAUGUGCACAGAAAUUGACUAAGUAGUGUAAUUCUAACAAUUUAAACCAAUUAAGUAAUUAAAGUUUUUAGUUUAUACUACUUACGGUAGCAUUAAACACAACA